Molecule: messenger RNA, 2761 nt
Organism: Acinonyx jubatus (cheetah)
Lineage: Eukaryota; Metazoa; Chordata; Mammalia; Carnivora; Felidae
Gene: SV2C
Product: synaptic vesicle glycoprotein 2C
Exons: 13
Coding region: 436-2610 (724 amino acids)
Biological process (GO): transmembrane transport; chemical synaptic transmission
Cellular component (GO): membrane
Molecular function (GO): transmembrane transporter activity
Source: RefSeq, a predicted model, not a curated record
GCACGGAGUCGUGAGCCGCUCCAGCCUCCCCCGCGCGCGGUGACUCCCUCCCUGCGCACCGCUCGUACUCUCACCACGCCGCCGCCCGGCACUGCAGCACCGCGGGGAGGAGGCGCAGGCGGAGGAGGGGGAGGAGGACCGCAGCGUGCAAGCCCGGAGCCACUUUCCCGCCCCUCCUUUCUUCGCUGACACGCUCAGAGGAGUCACCACUCCGCGCGCUGCAGGCGAGAGUGGCAGACGGAGGCGGCCCCAAGGAGAGAGCCCGAGCGACACCCGCGUGGCGGCUGCUGCAGCGCUGACACCACCUAGGGCAAGGGGUCCCAGGCGGCUGGAGCGUUCUGUUUUGAAGCCAAAGUGGAUGAUGCCGUCAGGGCUGACCCACUGAUCGGAGUCUGAAAACUUCCCAUCUUCGCGUUUGCCAUCAGUUGAGAUAAGAUGGAAGACUGUUACAAGGAUAGGACUUCACUGAUGAAGGGCGCCAAGGACAUUGCCCGGGAGGUGAAGAAACAAACUGUAAAGAAGGUGAACCAGGCAGUGGACCGGGCCCAGGAUGAAUACACCCAGCGGUCCUAUAGUCGGUUCCAAGAUGAAGAGGAUGAUGACUAUUACCCACCUGGAGAGACCUAUAAUGGGGAGGCCAAUGAUGAUGAAGGCUCCAGUGAAGCUACCGAGGGCCACGAUGAAGAUGAUGAAAUCUAUGAAGGGGAGUAUCAGGGCAUCCCCAGUAUGAACCAAGGGAAGGACAGCAUUGUGUCAGUGGGGCAGCCUAAGGGCGAUGUGCACAAGGACCGCCAGGAGCUGGAGUCAGAGAGGAAAGCUGAUGAGGAAGAACUAGCCCAGCAGUAUGAGCUGAUAAUCCAAGAGUGUGGUCACGGCCGUUUCCAGUGGGCCCUUUUCUUUGUGCUGGGCAUGGCCCUUAUGGCGGAUGGUGUGGAGGUGUUUGUUGUUGGCUUCGUGUUGCCCAGCGCUGAGACAGACCUGUGCAUUCCAAAUUCAGGAUCCGGAUGGCUAGGCAGCAUAGUGUACCUCGGGAUGAUGGCAGGGGCUUUCUUCUGGGGAGGACUGGCAGACAAAGUGGGGAGGAAGCAGUCUCUUUUGAUCUGCAUGUCUAUCAACGGAUUUUUUGCCUUCCUUUCAUCCUUUGUCCAAGGUUAUGGAUUUUUUCUCUUCUGUCGCUUACUUUCUGGAUUCGGGAUUGGAGGAGCCAUUCCCACUGUGUUCUCCUACUUUGCUGAAGUGCUGGCCCGAGAGAAGCGGGGUGAGCAUCUGAGCUGGCUCUGCAUGUUCUGGAUGAUUGGUGGGAUCUACGCCUCUGCCAUGGCUUGGGCUAUCAUCCCGCAUUACGGAUGGAGCUUCAGCAUGGGAUCAGCCUACCAGUUUCAUAGUUGGCGUGUGUUUGUGAUAGUCUGUGCGCUCCCCUGUGUCUCCUCAGUGGUGGCCCUCACAUUCAUGCCUGAAAGCCCACGGUUCUUGUUAGAGGUUGGAAAACAUGAUGAAGCUUGGAUGAUUCUGAAGUUAAUUCAUGAUACAAACAUGAGAGCGCGGGGUCAGCCUGAGAAAGUAUUCUCGGUAAACAGAAUCAAAACCCCAAAACAAAUAGAUGAACUGAUUGAAAUUGAGAGUGACACAGGAACAUGGUACCGGAGGUGUUUUGUUCGGAUCCGGACAGAACUCUACGGAAUUUGGUUGACUUUUAUGAGAUGUUUCAACUACCCAGUCAGGGAUAAUACAAUAAAGCUUACAAUUGUUUGGUUCACCCUGUCCUUUGGAUACUAUGGAUUAUCUGUUUGGUUCCCUGAUGUCAUUAAACAUCUGCAGUCGAAUGUGUUGCCAAUCGAAAAGAUAGAGAGAGAAAAAUUUUCAAAUUUCACUGUUAACUUGACAAUAGCAAAUGAGUUGCAUAUUGGAGCGGAAUACGACAAUGGCAGAUUUCUAGGGAUCAAGUUCAAAUCCGUAACUUUCAAAGAUUCAGUUUUUAAGGACUGCACCUUUAAGGAUGUGACUUCAGUCAACACCUACUUCAAGAACUGCACAUUUAUUGACACUGUUUUUGAUAACACAGAUUUUGAGCCAUAUAAAUUCAUUGAUAGCGAAUUUCACAACUGCUUGUUUUUUCACAACAAGACGGGAUGCCAGAUUACCUUUGAUGAUGACUAUAGUGCCUACUGGAUUUACUUUGUCAACUUCCUGGGGACACUGGCAGUGUUGCCAGGGAACAUCGUGUCUGCUCUCCUGAUGGACAGAAUUGGGCGCUUAACGAUGCUGGGUGGUUCUAUGGUGCUUUCAGGGAUCAGCUGUUUCUUCCUUUGGUUGGGCAGCAGUGAAUCCAUGAUGGUAGGCGUGCUGUGUCUGUAUAAUGGAUUGACCAUCUCGGCCUGGAACUCUCUUGAUGUGGUCACUGUGGAACUGUACCCCACAGACCGGAGGGCAACAGGCUUUGGCUUCUUGAACGCACUGUGCAAAGCAGCGGCCGUCCUUGGAAACUUAAUAUUCGGCUCCCUGGUCAGCUUCACCAAAUCAAUCCCCAUCCUGCUGGCCUCCACUGUGCUCGUGUGUGGAGGACUGGUGGGGUUGCGCCUGCCUGACACACGAACCCAGGUCCUGAUGUAAUGGGAAAAAAGCCAUCCAUCCUGCGUUUCUUUCUCCUGCCCUGUGUCAACACUCCUGACUCAAGGCUUCAGAUUUUUCAGAUACCAAAAUGUGGUGAAAUAUCAGAACACUAACCCUUGCCAUCACUAAAAUUUAUUUGCAUACCAUCCUG